AUGAGGCCACUCAGAAUCCCUUUGCCACUCAAGAGCAAUGGAUGGACCGUUCCAGAGCACAGUUCACUUGCUGUCGAUUCUCUGAAGUCCCAUCUCACGUUGGACAACAGCCGUCUCGUUGUUCUGUCAAAGCUGUUCGAGCCGACAUCCCGUGUCGACUGCGACUCGCUCGAAGUUGAAGCUCCGACGCAUCCAACUCACUUGUGGUGGUGGAAACAGUCUGCUGCCCUACUCGAGACGCUGCUAACGAAUGCGGGAACCUACACCGCCGAAGAGAAAGCCGACCAUAUGCGCGUGUUUCGCGAUGUUGUCAUCCCAUCUUGGGGCCCGCCACAACCAUCGUCCAAAGUGACACCCCUCCUCACCAUUGAUGGGUCUCCUUUCGAGCCGUCCUGGAAUUUCACCCCGGGCAAGAGCAUCGUGCGCUACACCUUUGAGCCCCUGGGUGACACAGCUGGCACCGAGGAAGAUCCAUUCGGUGGACUCAUUCUGCCCUCAAUGAUCCCCAGCCUCGAGAAUGUCUCCACAGACGUCGACUUGGCAUGGUUCAAGCAAAUCAUGGACGCCUGGAUGGUUCGCGGCGAAGAGGCCAAACUCGCCCGCGCCAACAUGCCAUUGCAGAUCGACCGUGUCGCGCAGAGCUUCCUCGCCUUCGACAUGAAAGGCUCCAAGCGUAACCUCAAGGCUUACUUCUUCCCAGUCCUCAAGCACUUUGCCACAGGCCAGUCCACGGAGAAGCUCACCUUCGACCUCAUCCGCAGUCUGCAGCCAUGCGGUGACCUUUUUGCUCCCGUUGUUGCGAAGCUCGAGAACUAUCUUGUCAACAUCUGCCCCUUUUCGUGUCCUGUGGAGAUGAUUGCCAUAGACUGCAUCGACCCUACCAAAGCACGCAUUAAGGUUUACGCGCGUAGCAAGUCGGUUUCCAAGGCUACGCUGAGGAAUGGCGUGACGCUGGGUGGGGCACAGAUGAACGAGAUGACCAUGGACAGCCUGAAGAAUCUUGAAAAGAUCUGGCAUCUGGUGUUUGACGAGAGAGGCGGCAUGAUGGAGGAGCAGGACAAGAUGCCACAGAACCAGAAGACGAUUCAUCAUGGCAUUUGUUUCGUCUUUGAGAUGCGCGCGGGUGUGGAGCACAUCGACGUCAAAGCUCAUGUUCCAUGGGUCAAUUACUCGGAGAGCGACAUGCACGCUGCUGCCAAUUUCACAUCCAUGUUGAAAUUGUUGGGGUGGGAUGAGGCGGCGGCGAAUUAUGUGAAAGGGGUGUCUGCUGUGGCGAGACUCCCGGGACAAGACUAUUCCAAGCCUGGUGGGAUUUCGUAUUGGUCGUACAAUUAUGGUGGGGUUGGGUCGUACAUGUCUUGUUACUUCUCGCCCAAGUGCAAUAGCUCCUAG
Messenger RNA from Pseudomassariella vexata, 1392 nucleotides. Its product is annotated as aromatic prenyltransferase. Gene Ontology annotation, molecular function: transferase activity, transferring alkyl or aryl (other than methyl) groups. Gene Ontology annotation, biological process: alkaloid metabolic process. The transcript has 2 exons. The record is from RefSeq and is a predicted model, not a curated record. Lineage: Eukaryota; Fungi; Ascomycota; Sordariomycetes; Amphisphaeriales; Pseudomassariaceae. Bases 1 to 1392 code for a protein of 463 amino acids.